CGCUUUUACCUUUCUUCAUGAUUAAUUGAACUUUACGUUUUCUGUGAAUGCACUUCGUAAAAACUGUCAAAGGAAAAAGCGAAUGGAUUAUCUCAUCGAACCGUCUCGAACCUUCAUUUCCUACUGCUACGAAUUGACCAAUAACUUCGGAUCCUGAGGCGGCUUAAUUGAUGGAGUGCGAUGUAUGCGAACAGCCAGGGCGUCGAAAGUUCUUUUGCGAAGUCUGUCUCAAAGAACGCCUUCUCAUUCAUCGCUCCUCACUUAAGAGACUCGGAGAAAACCACGAAGCAACUGUCAAGAGAGCUUUACCUGUUCUCGAAGCUCCUGAUGGUGUGCAAGAGCGUCGAAUCGCAAAGGCUCGCCGCGCAAGAUUACUUUCCGAUUGCUUAUCUCUCGAGUCUAAAGAUGUACAAGUGACAGAUGCGUUACGUCAAUCACAAACCAUCAUUGUCGCCAAAAGGACUCAGCUUUCUAUCAGACGUAAUCGAUUAAAUCAAGCCCGAGAGCAGCUUGAAUCCAGACGUAGCCCUGCAAAAUCUUCAACGAAACAACAAUCGUACAUCCCGGGGGUACCUCUAUCGACUUCUGCUACAAAUCUCAUCGACAUUCGCCAACAAAUUCUCAUCACAGAGCAACAUUGGGGUGAAGUCAUCAAAAAUUUGAUUGUUGUGCGCCGGAGUUUGAUUAGUCAACUCUUGUCCAUAUAUCCCAUUACCGCCCAUCGCACGUCGGAGG
Melampsora larici-populina 98AG31 is the source of this 735-nucleotide messenger RNA. RefSeq lists its product as uncharacterized. The annotation marks the transcript as partial. The record is from RefSeq and is a predicted model, not a curated record. The transcript is spliced from 2 exons. NCBI's taxonomy places the organism in Eukaryota, Fungi, Basidiomycota, Pucciniomycetes, Pucciniales, Melampsoraceae.